AUGGAAGGGACCCCCGCGGCGGACACGCCAGUCACGCCAGUGAAAUCGGAGGACGAACAGGUCGGGCAUUCUCGAGCGGCUGCAGAUGAGGGACUUGCGCGUUCAAAUCUUGACACCGCGCCAAUUGAUCCAGAAUCGGAUGAGGAUGUACCGAUUGAGCCCGAGGAGCUUCAGGAAGCUCUUUCGCGCACCCCGGCCGUCAAUAGCAGCUAUCUCCCCCUCCCCUGGAAAGGCAGACUGGGGUAUGCCUGCCUGAAUACCUACUUGCGAUACUCGAAUCCUCCCGUUUUCUGCUCCCGAACCUGUCGUAUAGCGUCGAUCCUCGAGAAUCGCCAUCCGCUUACAGACCCCUCGCAACCGAAUCAUCCCACUAAAAACCGGCCGGACCGGUCGCGGCCACCAAGCGUACGACGAGGCCAAGCCUAUGUUGAGGCGAUAGGGCUAGCAAAUGUUCGUGAUCUGCCGAAACUGAUACGAUGGAACGAGCGCUACGGUAUCAAGUUCAUGCGCCUCAGUAGUGAGAUGUUCCCUUUUGCAAGUCAUAAAGAGCAUGGAUACCGGCUGGCUGGCUUUGCCUCACAUGCGCUGGCAGAGGUUGGGCGCCUUGUCGCAGAGUUUGGUCAUCGAGUGAGUGUACACCCAGGCCAAUUCACGCAGCUCGGCUCGCCUCGACCGGAGGUUUUGGAGAACUCGGUCCGGGACCUGGAGUACCAUUCGGAGUUGCUACAGCUGCUGCGAUUGCCUCCCCAGCAAGACCGUGAUGCGGUAAUGAUCCUUCACAUGGGUGGCGUCUUUGGUGACAAGGAGGCAACCUUAGAUCGAUUUCGUCAGAACUACCAAAAUCUCUCGCAGGAUAUUAAAAAUCGCUUGGUUUUGGAGAAUGACGAUGUAAGUUGGUCGGUCCAUGACCUGCUACCGAUAUGUGAGGAACUGAAUAUCCCGCUCGUUCUGGACUACCACCACCACAACAUAAUCUUCGACUCGUCUCACGUCCGUGAAGGCACUCUAGAUAUCAUGGGUCUCUAUGAUAGAAUCAAGGCUACGUGGACAAGAAAAAACAUCACGCAGAAAAUGCACUAUUCUGAGCCUGUAUCUGCUGCCAUCACGAAUCGCCAGCGUCGGAAGCACAGUGACCGCGUUCGCACGCUUCCACCUUGUGAUCCCACUAUGGACUUGAUGAUCGAAGCAAAGGACAAGGAGCAAGCUGUAUUUGAACUAAUGAGAACAUUCAAGCUUCCUGGACAUGAGCUUGUUAAUGAUAUCUUGCCCUAUGUCCGGACCGACGAGAACAAACCGUUUAAACCUCCACGAAAGACAAAGAAAAAAAAUGGCGAUUUUGUCGACCUUGAAUCCCAGGUACGCCCUCCCAAGACCGUCCCCGAGGAAGAAGUCGGCAUGGGCGGUCCAGAGCGAAGAGUAUACUGGCCUCCUGGCAUGGAAGAAUGGCUCAGGCCAAAGAAAACUGUCAGGACCAAGACCCUGAAAGCUCUCAAAUCUCCGAAAAAGGCUCCUGCGCCACCGGAUGCAGAUGGUGCAGAUUAUGCCACUCCUACUACACCCACCACUCCAGCAACGAAGAAAAGAACUAGCAGAAAACGCAAAGCGUCUCCUGCCCCGUCGACGCCAUCGGCUUCUGAUAUCGAAGCACCUAAUGAUUCCGCUGCUGCUAAAAGCGAUAAAGUUCGUCGGAGCCGAAGAACUAAAACCGUGAACUAUGCAGAGAGCGAGUCGGCAUGA
Molecule: messenger RNA, 1737 nt
Organism: Aspergillus versicolor CBS 583.65
Lineage: Eukaryota; Fungi; Ascomycota; Eurotiomycetes; Eurotiales; Aspergillaceae
Product: UV-endonuclease UVE-1
Exons: 2
Coding region: 1-1737 (578 amino acids)
Biological process (GO): response to UV; mitochondrial DNA repair; nucleotide-excision repair
Cellular component (GO): mitochondrion; nucleus
Molecular function (GO): endonuclease activity
Source: RefSeq, a predicted model, not a curated record